AUGGUAAAUCCCGAGCUGCGCCGACAGGUCAUUAACGUCUAUAAAGGAAGGGAAUAUCCUCUGGGCUAUCAGUAUUUCCGAGAUCGGUUACACCGUGCGUUUGCAAGUCAGACUCAGAUUACCGACGAGGAGCAGAUUCGCAAGGGGAUAGCGAGGGCUGAGUUUGUGAAGAAAGGUGGGUGGUGUCUUUUUUCGCUGGGAUACAUAUCCCUAUACUUGGUCACAGUUGAGAAUUUAUUGCUAAUCAUUUAA
Messenger RNA from Penicillium expansum, 252 nucleotides. RefSeq lists its product as uncharacterized. The record is from RefSeq and is a predicted model, not a curated record. Bases 1 to 252 code for a protein of 83 amino acids. Gene Ontology annotation, cellular component: mitochondrion. Gene Ontology annotation, biological process: respiratory electron transport chain. The transcript has 2 exons. Lineage: Eukaryota; Fungi; Ascomycota; Eurotiomycetes; Eurotiales; Aspergillaceae.